AUGCGCGGUCGCCAUAUUACGGAGCACCCCUCCCCUUCAGUCCCGUCACAGCACAGAGCCACAGCAGCGGUGCGGGAGGCUACAUACUGAACAACGCUACCGCUGGGGAGGACCAGUGAUACAGCAAAACCAAGAGCAAAACGAGGACCCAGAGGGAUGGAUUAAACCUUUGUACGCCGCUGUUAAGUGAUUGUAUUCGGUUUUACAUCCCUGCGCACCGGAUGAAAGGUUGCUCCUUUUCAUUUUCUUUCCUUUUGAGGAGAUUCAGCAGCUAAAAACGACUUCACUGUAGUCUGUGUUUAGCUAGCCGGUGAUGGAGACUGGCAGCUAGCUAGCUGACGUUACUCCUCUGUCAGGCUAGCAUCCAACACAAGGCUAACUUACUCAGCAGCUAGUCCGCUUCCAGUGCGAGCGGCGGUUACAGCAUAAGUUAGCCUCCCAUUAGGAAAGCCCACAAAAUGUUAGCUCGUGCUUAACAAAGGCGCUAACGGAUAACACUGAUAGUUAGCCGGCGAAUUACAACUGGCAUCAGCUGACGUUAGCUCGCUAGCUACUCAGCAGCAAAGCGGUCGCUAGCCUUCUUUUGCCUCGCUAACUGUCACAGGAGAGUCGUGUAUGAGAGGCUGUAAAUAUCGGCACAACUUUGCCUGAUAUUUGAGAGCAGGCGAGACUCGGUUAGAACAUUUAUUUAUUUAUUUAUUUUUGAUCGUGUUGUCUGUUGAGCGUAGUUUUGUCAAGACGGCGCCGUUAACGAACUGCAACCUUAUUGCGUACUGUCAGAGACAAACUACCCCCCGGAUUCUCUCGAAAUGCAUCAUCCGGACCCUGCAGGAGACUCUGGCAGUGUUAGAAAGAUGGCGCACCCGGCUGUCUUUCACAGAAGGGGUAGCAAUACAGGCAGCGGGAGCGGCUCCACGCUGUCAACGCCGGGCAACCCGGUGGUCAAUAACAGCCACGUCCCGGCCGAUGAUUAUCAACCUUCCCUGUUGAUUCAGUGCCAACCCCCUGCUGGUUCAUCCUCCCCGGGUCCCCAUCAUAUUCCACCCCACAGCCUGAAUCUGCAUUCCCAGCCCCAGCCCACACAGUCUGCUGGAGCUCAGAUAAAAAAGAAGAGUGGUUUCCAGAUCACAAGUGUGACUCCGGCACAAAUAUCUGUGAGUACCAACAACAGUAUUGCAGAGGACACAGAGAGCUACGACGACCUGGAUGAGUCCCACACGGAGGACCUCUCUUCUUCUGAAAUCCUGGAUGUGUCCCUCUCCCGAGCUAAUGAUGUAGUUGGAGCAGAGAGAAGCUCUUCAGAGGAGACGCUGAAUAAUUUCCACGAGGCAGAGACCCCUGGAGCAGUCUCCCCCAACCAGCCCUCGCACCCCCAUGCCCUGAACCAGUCGCAACAGCACGGUGGGGCCAUGGUUAACGGGACUGUGCACCAUCAACAUCCUCAUCAUCCUAACCAUGCCCAGGUCUACCCUCUAUCCUCUGGGUCUGGGAGCACCCCAUCUGCCCUCGCUUCUGGAGCUUUACCUUGUGUCACCCAGAAAAUGCCUUCUAAUGUGGGGGUCCCUCAAGAGAAUGUUUCCCAGACUGCACCUUCAAGUAUUGCCGCUCAGCCUGUGGGGGUUGUGGCCCCAGGAUCUGUCCCUGGAAUGCACAGCUCUGCUACAGGCACUACAGUUAGCAUAGUUAAUCCCCAGACCAGCAGUGUUAGUAAUGUGAAUAUGUUGACCUCUGCCAACGUGCCUGUGAGAGGGGGGAUCAGCACGAGUGCUAGCAGUAGCAGCGGUGGAUUUCCUCUCAAUGUGAUAAGCAGCAGCAGUGGAGGGAGCAUAGGUGGAGGUGGUGCUGCUGCAGCUAACCUUAUAACAACCACUAAUGUCGGCAUGAGCCAGCAACACCAAAACAUCAACUCCAACAUCACUAUGACUACUACGGCUUCUGCUGCUGCUGCUGCUGCUGUCAGUGCCUCUGGAGGGAUGGGACUCUCCAGUGGGAUCCAGGGAAGACUUGGAUCUAAUGUGCUGCAGCCUGCGAGUGCCACUGUCACAGCUGUGGCCACAGCUCCUGUACCAUCCACUCCUGCUCCAGCCCCUGCAGUGGCGACCACCAGUUCUCGCUUCAGGGUGGUGAAGCUGGACUCUAGCUCUGAGCCCUUUAAGAAGGGCAGAUGGACAUGCACUGAAUUCUAUGACAAGGAGAACCCAACCUCUGCUCCCAGCUCCUCUGCAUCUGAUACUGGGUCUCUCAGCAUGCGCCAGUUUGUCUCUGAGAGCUUUGCUGGGGCCUCAGAGAGGGAAAGCACAAGUGGUAGCUCUGUCAGUAGCACUAUGAGUACAUUGAGCCAUUAUACUGAGAGUGUGUGCAGCGGAGAGACUGGGGGACCCCCAGGGCCCCAGCAUGCCCAGGAUUACACCUCCCCUCCUCAGGGCUAUCAAGGAAUCCUUCCCAGUGGCUUAAGCAUGGGAGUGUCCCAACCUCACAUGCACCCCCAGGAUAUCACCCAUUCACAUGUGAAGACUACUGUGGCCCCCUCGGCUCCCACAAACAUUCAUCUGCCUGCUGCCAUGUCGGGUCACCAGACCACCAUUGGACUCACUACGCCUGCUUCACACCAGCAGCUCACCUACGCCCAGGCAGUUGCUAAUCAACCCACAGGCUCCACACAGGGCCUGGUUGGUGUUCAGCAACAGAAGAUGGGCUACGCCCCCAUGCCACAGCAGCCAUCUGCAACCCCCCAAGCAGCCCCAGUGCAGGUGAGGCAGCAGGAGUAUACCCAGACCCACCAAGGUAUCCCCCAGGGCUCUGGUUCUCAACCUCUGUCCAACCAGGCUGGACCAGCUCCCUCUGGGCCAGCUAAUGGAUCAAAUCAGAUGAUGGGGGCACUGCAGCAGUCACAGGCACUCCUUCACACACAGUCCCAGCAGCCCGCAACCUCCAGUAUGCCCUCUCAUGUUGGAGUACCAGGUCUAGGUCAGCAGCCUCAGAGUCACCCCGGUCACCUGGACUGCCAGCAGCAGAAGCCACAGUCACUCCCAACACAAAUCCAAAAUGUGGGCCUGAGCACCCAGCUGCCCACAACAGUCCACCAGAGCCAAGUAUCUGCAUCAAGUGUGCCUCCUCCCAACCCUCAGAGUGACCCCCAGGCCCAGCCGCAAGCCCACAACACUGGUAAUAGUGGUAGGAUGCCCCAGCAUGGUGUUCCUCAGGGCCAGCUGUCUUGUGUUAGCUUGUCCCAGGACCACAGCAGUGCCCAGGCCCUGGCUCAUGCUGCCCAGGCCAGUGCCCUCUAUGCUAGCCUGCCAACCUUCACCACCACCCAGCUGCAGGACGCCCAGCGGCUGCUCCUACAGCACCAGUCGGCUUUAUUGGCGCUGCCCAAGCUGUCCGGAGGGGAGGCUGGAUCUGGAUCCAGUGCUGGCCAGGGUCAAGAAGCCGAGGGCAACACUGCUGCCGCCAGUGCCUUAACUGCAUCAACUGGUCUCAAGACUGUGGAUGGAGAGGAGGAUGGCGCAGGGACCCAGUGUGUGCUGGGCCUGUUGCUCAUUGUGUGGAGAUCAACGAGAUCCCCAAAAUUCACAACGUGCAGAGGAAAUGACCCCACCUGACCUAACCCAACUUAGUCGGGUCUGCUGAACCUCGAUGAGACCGCUGAGGACACGGCAGACUGGACCAGAUGGAACCAGACUGAGUAGAGUUGUGCAUCACUGUUUGAGUUUUGAUAAAUCCUGCUAUUGUGUUGCUCCACGAUUUUCUUCAACAGUGUGCUCUGUGCAUGGUUCAUAUGAGCACUGGCUUGGGGGAGGUUAUAUCACAGACUCAGACAUACCUGGUCACAAGAUUUUCAGUCUGUCAUUGUCCACAUCUUGGUUUCUUGAACUAUCAAAGAUGGUGUUCUUUUAAUAACUACUGACAUUUGGGACUGAAUGUUUGGUAAUACUAAUGUAAUCAAACUCUCAGUAUUGUGUUGUAGUAUCGAACAUUCAUCCCCUGUAGGACCGAAAGAUGGCUGUAAAACAAUUGUGGA
Acanthopagrus latus (yellowfin seabream) is the source of this 4021-nucleotide messenger RNA. RefSeq names its product TSC22 domain family protein 1-like. NCBI's taxonomy places the organism in Eukaryota, Metazoa, Chordata, Actinopteri, Spariformes, Sparidae. The transcript has 2 exons. The coding region runs from base 810 to 3602 and encodes 930 amino acids. The record is from RefSeq and is a predicted model, not a curated record.